Molecule: messenger RNA, 1197 nt
Organism: Aphanomyces astaci
Lineage: Eukaryota; Oomycota; Saprolegniomycetes; Saprolegniales; Verrucalvaceae
Exons: 6
Coding region: 1-1128 (375 amino acids)
Source: RefSeq, a predicted model, not a curated record
AUGAGAUUAGUGACCUCCGGCACUCAUCACUUGUUCGAUUCAUACGGCAGCUCGAGCGACGAGACAGCGCGGCGAGCGGCAUUACAUUGCGUGGCGGAGGCGCGUAUGAAACGGAAGAAUCCAUUUGUAUCAGGACACGACGAGCAGAAGAAGCAGGUGGUGCGCAUGUCCAUUGAUGAAGAGAAGGCCGAGCCUGAAGACACGUUGAUGCACGACGUGACCAAAGACCCCGGCGCCCCCGACAACGAAGACGACUUGAUUGAAGUCGUGGUGCUCCGUCAGGAAGACUUGACCCCGCCCACUGAUCAGUUCACAUGGAAUCCAUCUCUCGCCACUGUCCCUUGGAGUGAACAGUACGCGGCGCUGGAACAUUUCCGGCAGACAAUCAAGUUCCACGCGUCGUCGAUUCAAUCUGCCUUUCCUGACACGGAAUCUUGUUUGUCAGGACUUGUUGUGCCCAGCGCAGAGCACCUUCGUUCGGCGUUGACACGAAGUGGACUCUACUGCAUUGCGGAAUACGUGCAGUGCGUGCAAGAGUCCGCCACCAUCUAUCUGGGCGUGUUGGUUCCCGUCCUUCUCCGCCGCUCCAUCAACGAAAAGAAGUUUAUUCGCGAUGCCGCCCAUGAGGCACUGGACCAUAUUGUGACCUAUUGCAGUCCCCAAGAUCUGGUGCAACUCCUGACCUCGUUUUCCAACGACAAAAAUCCACAUUUGGUCGCCACCGCGGGCAAGUUCAUAGAGAAAAGCCUGCGGAGAUGUCACGACAACACGACGCCGAAUCAAUUUUCCACGUGGCAGCCUCACGUGGCAGCAUGGCUGCCAUCGCUGGCCCAAUUCCUCGCCUGUCGUGUCGUGGCCUGUAAGAACGACACCAAGCGGACGUUCGCCCUACUUCGCGAUAUGCUGGGGGCUGCCGACAUGACUCAACUCGCGACGAACCACCUCGUCGGCAGUGCGCUCGUGGAUGUGCUACGCCUCGUUAAAGCAGCCCCUGCCAAGAAAACACAAGGAAAGCAGCCAAGAGGAUUGAGUUUGAAGGAGCGAAUGCUAUUGCAGCAACAAAAAGCCAACCCCAGUGCACCCAAGCAGCCACAUGUAGUCGUAGAACAGCCAGAUGGUGCCGCGUAAUGGUGUCCAAAUUGCAGUGUUUGAACUACAUGUAAUAGUUGUUAGUAAUCCAAGUGCAAUCCGUAGGUC